Molecule: messenger RNA, 282 nt
Organism: Miscanthus lutarioriparius
Lineage: Eukaryota; Viridiplantae; Streptophyta; Magnoliopsida; Poales; Poaceae
Source: the annotation of a GenBank genome assembly
AUGGCGGCGGCGGCGGCGGCCCCGACGAGGGCAGAAGUGCUGGCGCUCUUCCGGUCCCUACUCCGCACGGCGAAGCAGUUCUCGGACUACAACAUCCGCGAGUACACGCGCCGACGCGGCGCGGACGCCUUCCGCGAAAACCGCGCCCUCGCCGACGCGCAGGCCGCCGCGGCGGCGUUCGCGGAGGGGAAGAAGCAUCUAGAGGUUGCGAAGCGGCAAGCGUUGGUUUACUCGCUCUACGCCCCCAAGGCCAAGAGCGUGAUGGAGUUGAAGGUGCAGUGA